Messenger RNA from Dermacentor albipictus, 1131 nucleotides. The record is from RefSeq and is a predicted model, not a curated record. NCBI's taxonomy places the organism in Eukaryota, Metazoa, Arthropoda, Arachnida, Ixodida, Ixodidae.
CGCACGCAGUCGCUCGGCGCCAGCGAAGCAGCCCGUCUCCAAGACCGCCACCGCCGGAGCCGUGCCACCCCUUCCCUUCAAGAUGUGCAGCCGCCGAGUCGCAUUCACUGUCCUCUGCGUGGCCUUGGUGCUAGCAGUCGUGACACAGCAGGCGCACGCAACCAAGCUCAAGAAGCUGGCAAAGUACGCGAUCAUCAGCGCCGCCCUGGCCCCAAGGGUGGUCCCUGUUCCUUUCCCAGUCGGCCACCACCACCACCACGCGCACCACCCUGCUCCCGCCUGGCCCGCAGCUCCCGCCUGGCCCGCAGCUCCCGCCUGGCCCGCAGGAGGAUGGCACGGAGGAUGGCACGGAGGCGUGCAUGCUGGCUACGGCUGGUGAUGAGAGAACCACUGCGGACACGGUUGGCCACAGAGGCUUGGAGCACGGCAGGGUCUGACAGCCAGGAGGUGCCUGUACUGAGACUCGUCGUGAAGCAUUCCACUUACGCCCAUUCACCAAGGCGUGACGGAACAGAAGCACCUCCGUGGCCGGACUUUGAAUUAAGCCCCUACACGAACGCAACGGCUCGACGGCAGCUUUCGCUAGAGGCGGCCAAGGUCAGCAAUCUUGGCAAGGUAUUGAAGCUUCACAGACCUGUCCAGUAUCAGUAUCCUGGCUGCAAACAAGACAAGUUGUAGCAAAUGCCAUAACUUCGAGCUGGUGUGCAGUAGAGGGAUGUGUGAUAGCUAUAGACGCAUUAGAUGAACUCGUAUUACAACCUACUAGUCUUACUAGUCGCUAACGUUUAUGUCGUAGUCUCAAGCUCACUUUAAAUACCAGUAACGACAAAGUUUACAGUUUAUUAGCUUUACGCCAGGGAGGUAAACCUAACGUAUCACUACCUACUUCACGAGCUCGUAUACAUUACAAAUAAUUUAGGGCUGAGGCACAGCCGAGUUAUAAACACGCGAGACAACCACAUACCAUUCGUUUGACACUUUUGUUUUAAACUGUCGCUGGCGUCGUAUUAGUAUUCCUAUAUUCACCCGACGUGUCCGCUCUCACUUACUCCGCGGCCCAUUAUUUCUCAGGACUCGUGCUUAUACCUCUGAAACAAUGUUCAACCUGUAAAUAAAUGUGUUUAUUCUCUC